Leguminivora glycinivorella is the source of this 3771-nucleotide messenger RNA. RefSeq names its product neuroligin-4, Y-linked-like. The record is from RefSeq and is a predicted model, not a curated record. Gene Ontology annotation, molecular function: neurexin family protein binding; signaling receptor activity. Gene Ontology annotation, cellular component: postsynaptic membrane; synapse; cell surface. Bases 737 to 3601 code for a protein of 954 amino acids. The transcript is spliced from 11 exons. Lineage: Eukaryota; Metazoa; Arthropoda; Insecta; Lepidoptera; Tortricidae. Gene Ontology annotation, biological process: postsynaptic membrane assembly; synaptic vesicle endocytosis; modulation of chemical synaptic transmission.
UUUCGUGAUAACGUGUAACAAAAUAUUGACGGUUAGAACAGUAAAUAAUAUAGAUUACAACGUACUAAAAACUAUGAUACAUAAGUUUCAGCUUCUGACAAUUAUGUGCUGAAAAAAACAAAUUAGGUUUAAGAAUCCUUUACUAUUUGAACAUACAGUUAUUAUUUUGUCUUAAUCAAGGAACUUCAGAAAGCAUAUAUAAGGAUAUAAAAGGAUAAACAAGUGAAGAUCAUGACCGGUGUAAUUUAAAAAUGAUGGGCACCAUGGCAAAAAUGUGUGCUUCUUCUGAAAGAUCCCGAAACACAACAUACAACAUAAUGAAGAUACCUCUCCAGAAGAAUAUACAAGCGCCGAUUAUUACGUGACUAAUUACUCAUGACUUAGGAGAAAUACAUAACAAUACUCUUCAGGGUGACAUGGACAUAUGUCUAAAGAAAUUCCAGAAAAGGAUGCUAAAAAGAAAUCACAAUUUUAAAUCCCUGAAUUUGUAUAGUAUCGUCCUCAUAAUUUGUCUGUCACUAAAUUUUGUAAAUUCCAAUACGACCUAUAACAGUCGUUAUUUGAGCGAAAAGAGCAGCGUAAGCAAAGAAUUUAACUUUAGUGUCGUUACACGUGACAGUCACGACCCGCACGACGACUACGAGGGCGUGGUUCCGAGCAUUCCGCAGAAGACUUGCAUUAUACUAAAGUCAAUUUCGAAGAAAACCCGUUUUUUGAUAGUGAUAAAUAUGUAAAUAUGAAGAAAAAAAAUUACGGCAAUGAACCCAAUUCUUACAGCAACUACGAGGACUACAAACAUUUUUAUUUAAGCCCCUCAAAUCCAUUGCCAAAUACGAAUGUGAAAUUUAAAAUAAGUAGUAGAAUAGUUCAGACUAAAUAUGGUAAACUUCAGGGCAUCAUUUUGGGCAUGGAUGAACAUAAAUAUUUAAAACCACUCGAAGUAUUUUUAGGUGUUCCAUAUGCCACUCCCCCCGUAGGAUCAAACAGGUUCAGCCCAACAAGGGCACCAUCACCAUGGGAUGGUGUGCGGGUCUCCGACCGGCCAGGCCCUGCGUGUCCGCAGAAGUUGCCCGACCUCCACGAUGAAAGGACCAUGUUAGACACUAUGCCUAAAGGCAGACUGGAAUACUUGAGAAGACUGAUGCCUUAUCUUAAAAACCAGAGUGAAGAUUGUCUUUACUUGAACAUUUUUGCGCCCUUGCAAAUGGAUGAAGUCAAAAUGCCGAUUCCAGUGCUAGUUUACAUACACGGGGAAAGCUUUUCGUGGAGCUCUGGAAAUCCAUACGAUGGAGCUGUUCUAGCCAGUUACGCAGAUUUGAUAAUUGUCACCUUAAAUUUUCGACUUGGUAUCUUAGGGUUCCUUAAUGCAAAUCCGGCGCCACAUUUAAAAGCCCGGGUGGCAAAUUAUGGUUUGAUGGAUCAAAUAGCUGCGUUGCAUUGGGUACAGCAGAAUAUUGUGUUAUUUGGAGGUGAUCCAACUAACAUUACACUAAUGGGACACGGCUCAGGGGCCGCCUGCAUUAAUUUUCUCAUGAUAUCUCCCACUGUCAUGCCAGGUUUAUUCCACAGAGCACUACUUCUUUCCGGUUCGGCGCUAAGUUCAUGGGCUAUUGUAGACGAUCCAGUAUUUUAUACACUAAAAUUAGCAAAGCACAUGAAUUGUGCUAUACCAGAAGACUUGACGAAAGAUCAUGAAAUCAUUGUUGAUUGUCUCAGAGAUGCCACUACGGAACAGCUGUUAGCAAUAGACAUAUCCCCUCCAAGUUUUAUGACAGCAUUUGGCCCCUCUGUCGACGGAGUUGUGAUAAAGACAGACUUUGCAAAAGAUUUUUUAACCACAUUUCCGACAGGCGAUUUUCCAAGUUUCGGACCGUUGAAUAAUAUGAAUCAAAAUUAUAACAUACACUCUAAGAGAAGUGAUAGUGGAAGAAGACGUUUUCAAAAUAAAUACGACUUGAUGUUUGGUGUGGUAACCAGUGAAGCAUUGUGGAAGUUUUCAGCUCAUGACAUUCAAAAUGGGAUUGAUCCUGACAAAAGAGACCGCAUGUUAAGGACGUAUGUGAGAAAUUCGUACUUAUAUCAUUUAAGUGAAAUAUUCUACACCAUUAUCAACGAGUACACAGACUGGGAAAAAACGAACUUGAUCAAUACCAGAGACGCGACGGUGGCUGCAUUCUCAGAUGCUCAAUAUGUGGCACCGUUAGUACAGAGCGGAGAUUUGCUCAGCGGGGGGCCUAAACCAGCACCAAGCGACGAGGACGGGCCACGCCGACCAACUAAAACAUUUUUUUACGUGUUUGACUAUCAGACUAAAGACGGUUUUUAUCCUCCGAGAAUGGGCGUCGUCCACGGUGAAGAGCUGCCAUAUAUUUUCGGCGCUCCCGUCGUAGAUGGGUUUGGCCAUUUCCCUCGAAAUUACACAAAGUCUGAGGUUGCAUUGUCAGAAUCUAUGAUGCUCUUUGUAUCUAACUUUGUGAGAACAGGAAAUCCAAACGACAACACCAGACAGGAGGUUUUGUUGCCAGCGUCGAGGGAGCGUAAUAAAUUUCGUGGCAUAAAUUGGGAAGAGUACGACUCCACGCACCAAAAGUACUUAGAAAUAGGUGUGAAACCGCGUCUGAAGAAUCACUUUAGGGCUCAUCAACUUUCUGUCUGGCUGAGGCUAGUCCCUGAGUUGCACAGAACGGGAAUGGAAGAUAUUUCUACUAGGCAUAACUUGUUUAAAAAUCACAACGAGCAAGAACUAUACGAAGGCGUCGUCAGGCCUGACCCUCUGGCAAGGAAUCUCAACGACAACGAUCAAAUGAAACGAGUAAAUGGAUCAGUUUAUGCUGAUGCGGCUUUGACUACCGUUGAUUCUAUUUUAGUGACAUGCGUAACACUAUUACCAAAUAGUAGGGACGUACAAACAUUGAAUGCCACAGAAAACACUUUAGCUAAUUUGGAGGCAGCUGGGUACGCCGCCUAUUCGACGGCAUUAAGUGUUACGAUAGCUAUUGGUUGCUCACUAUUGAUUCUAAAUGUUUUGAUAUUCGCCGGAGUAUACUAUCAGCGGGAUAAAUCUAGGUCACGCGGGAAACAACAACGCUUUAAUGAGAAACACUUUGAGACUAUCUCCGGAAAACACUCACAUUACCACAUGGAUCCGACGCAUACUCCCAGCUUAGUCGUAGACGUGGAAAGACACAAUCGAAAGAAACACCAAAUGGGCAGUGAUUCUCACUUGGCUAACCUGAACUUUAAAGGUCCGCUGAACAUACCAAAAUCGCCACCGAGUCCUUCACUUAGUAUAGAAAAUAUGAUGAUACCCAGUAAAUUAGGAAGUAGAAACAGUAGUUUAAGAUUGCCCAACGUGAGUUACACCCAAAUGGGUGGGUACGGCACGAUGCCAAAGAAUUUGAACCAGUUUAAUAACUCGCCGCCCUCACAGGAGUUGAGACAGCAGAAAUUCCUGCCUCCAAACGGUUCGGCUUCGCAGGGCUCCCCCUUAGGGCGGGAGGACGCGGCGAGAGGGGGGCCUCACGCCACUCUCCGGCGCGGAAAGAACCCCCACAACGCCUCGAGUCUGCCACAAGCAGCUAUUGACGAAAUGAGAGUGUGACGCUUAAUUAUAUUUGACUGUACUUAAAAACUCUGAACAUUUCACUUGUGACUUCAUAUAUCUUGAAGUAAAAUUUUGUACAUAUUGGCUGCAUUUUGUUCGUUGAAAUGUACUUGUAUUUCUCAAUUACUUGUGUAUUAUAAAACUAUGUCUAAUUCAAUUAAAAUGUG